CAGUAGGUGAGUGGCCGGAGGAUUAACAACUGUGACAGUGGAUAUGGGGGAAGAGGAAAAAGGAAGUAGAGCGGGGCAGAGAGAACAGAAGUGAAGCAGAUUCAGAAAAGAGGGAGAGAAGAGAGAGAGAUCAAACAGAAGUAAAAGACCACUUGGAGACUGGACUGCGCACUGGACGUGUGUUUUUGAAUUUGGGUGGACUCAUCUGUAAAAAGGGCUUGAUCACCACAGCCAACAUGUACAGUGGAUAUGGAGGGAGUCCAUCCCGAACCCUCUCCACCAUGUCGCUGUCCGUUCGCCCCGCCAGACAACUCACCUCCAGGUCCAUCAGUAGGAGCCAGAGCUUCACUGGAGUCAACACUUACGACAAGGCCUACAGGAACCUCUCAGUGUUCAGCACUCCAGGUCUGAGCAGGAAACCCAGCAGAGCCAGCAGGAUGUUCAACACAUCCACCAAGUCCAAUCCACCACCUAAAGUUCCUCAACCAGAGCGCCUAGACCAGGUGUACGAGGCACUGAAGAAAGGCCUUCAGUCUUAUCUGCAGGUUUAUCAAACUGACUUGGACGGCCUGAGCAGACAGAUGAAAGAAUCGAAGAGAAACUCCAGACUGGGUUUCCUGUAUGAGCUUGACAAGCAAGUGAAGGUGACUGAGAGGUACAUACGACGGCUGGAGUUUCACCUCAGCAAGAUUGAGGAGCUCUAUGAAGCGUACUGCCUGCAGAGGAGGCUCAGAGAUGGAGCCAACAAGAUGGUGAAGGCGUACACUGCCUCACCAGUCAGCAAGGAGGCCAAGGAGAGUUUGGCAGAGGCCAACAAAGGAUACAAAGAGUACACAGAGAACAUGUGUGUGCUGGAGAACGAGCUGGAGAAUCAGCUGGGAGAGUUUCAUAUUAAGAUGAAAGGUCUGGCUGGAUUUGCAAGAUUGUGUGCUGGUGACCAGUAUGAGAUCUUUAUGCGGUACGGUCGACAGCGGUGGAAGCUCCGCGGCAGAAUAGAGAUCAACGGCAAACAGGUGUGGGACAGUGAAGAGAUGGUGUUCAUGCCGCUCAUCAGCGAGUUCCUCUGUGUGAAGGUGACGGAGCUGAAAAGUUUAGCCAAUCACGUGGUUGUAGGAAGUGUUUCAUGUGAGACAAAGGACUUGUUCGCAGCACUGCCGCAGACGGUUGCCGUGGAUAUUAACGACCUCGGGACGAUCAAGCUGAGCCUGGAAGUCACCUGGAAUCCAUUUGAUAAAGAUGACCAAAGCUCAGUGGCCAGCACCGUCAACAAAGCUCCAAGUGUUAAUAAGAGAUUCUCAACCAUCUUCAACCAGAGUCCGCCUGACACACCGUCCUUACGGGAACAAGCCUUCUACAACAUGCUCCGCCGUCAUGAAGAGCUGGAGAACGGGACGGCGUGGUCGAAUUCAUCUGAAUCUUCUGAUGACUCCUCCAGUCCUCAGCUGUCUGUAGGAGGGCUACGCAACAACACACAUCAAAAGGCUGUGGUGGUAACUCCAGAGAUCCAGCCUGCUGUAACAGGAAGUUCCUACCCACAGCCUGACAUUGCGUUCUGCCUCCGAGACUCGUCUUCCACCUCCACUCCAAACUCCACCAACAGAGUCAGUGCUGCUGCAGACAAACAGCGCACGGACAGCGACAGGAGAGAAGAGAAGGUGACAGUGACGGUGAGGACCAAACCUGCCAGUGAGGAGGACGAUGCAGGGAAACAGUCUCCUAUAGAAACAGAGGAUUUAGGAGGCACAAACAGCCUCACCUCGCGUAACUACUCGCGCUCUCUGAGCCACAUCAGUGAAAGCAGCGCCGAUGGCAUCGUGUUGACAGAGAGAUCGGCAGGAGAAUCAGGGGAUGCGAUGUCUCCGGCCUCUGGGCUUUCUGUUAAUGACAUUGAGAUGGAGAUCAACAACAGGACUCCAGAGCAGCCCAGCUCCUCUCUCACAGACACUGACAUGCCACCAAAGAGACUUGUCGCUGUCCAUGAAAGCACAUCAGAUGAAAAUGUUGCAGUUCCACUGCAGGAAGGGGCAUCCAGCUUAGUCCCACCAUCCUCUUCCCCCACCACAGGUGGAGUAGACUCACUCACUCCAUCACAAACAAACACAGACUCACAUACAGAGAGCAACGCACUGCCAGAUAGUUCAGAUGUAACUUACGUGGCCCGGCGGGUGGCAGUGGAGGAGGAGAUUCCAGGUGCAGGAGAGGGUGAUGGUCCUGUGGACAGCGGGCUGGAGGAAGCGCUGGGUGCUGUAGUUUCCUCUCUGGAUGAUUACAGAGGACAAUUCCCCGAGCUACAAAUACUAGAACAGGAGCUGAAGCUGCUGCAGGUUACACUAAAGGGUGGCAAGCACAGUCGCUCGCCCAGCGUGGUCAGCCUCACAGUGGAAACUGCUCUGGGCAGCUUUGACUUCCUUAACACAUCUGACUGGGAGGAGGAAGAGGACGAGAGAAGUGACAAGAAGAGUAGAAAUGGGAGGUCUCUGCAGGACAGAGGCUGGGACAGCCCUUCAUCCACUUCCUCUCCCCUCACCACAGGCUGCAGUACUCUAGACUGCUCCCUAGUGGUGCAUUUGAAGAACUGCUGCACACAGAUGCUGCGUCUGGGUACUUUCGGCCCCCUGCGCUGCGGAGAGAUGUACGCCUUAGACCGACUGCUGAGAGAGGCACGGGUCCUCGAAAUCAUCCGCCGCAUUGUCAAGGACAACCCGCGACGCCUGAGACAGCCAGCUGAAGUGAUACCACAGCUUGGCCUGUGCCUGGGCGCUGUCUUACUUUGGCAGCAGUGUGUGGGUCAAGGCAGCAUGUACAGCAUUUCUGCUGAGAGUUUCCUGCACACUCUGUCCACCCUCUACUCCAACAACCUUCCUCAGAGAGCGAGCGGCAUGGCCGACACAGUGUUCCUGUGCGCGGCUGAGCGAGUGCUGGAUCAGAGGUUACCACGGCGAGAAGGCAGCAGAGACGGUGUGAUGGUGACAAUGUUCCAGUUGUGGAGUUACAUAGAGGCCAAUGGCAUCACAGACAUUGAGACGCACAUCAGUGAGCUGGCAGAAGAAGUGUGGCUGGUACAGAGCCUGGCAUCAUGUGACCCAGAUGUUAUUGUGCAUGCUCUGCGGCAGCCCACGCCCUGUAGCCUGAGGAGAGAAGGACUUCACGCUGUGGCCAAAUUACUGAAAGACCCUCGAGGGAAAGUGUCAGCAUCCGCAAGCUCUGUGCUGAGAAGCCUGAACGCACAACCCAGACAGAGAGAGCAGGCACUGGUUAUCUGUUUGGAGUUGCUGGAAGAUGAAAUUGUGGAAACCAGAGUGUGUGGAUGUAAAGCCUUAGCCUGUCUCAAGGCCAAAGAAAGUAUCGACCAGUUAGUGUAUCUGUGUCGGACAGACAAGGAGGAAGUCCGAGAAGCUGCCAAACAGGCUCUGCUGGUGCUUGGUGAGGAGGGGAAGAUGGCCCACAGACACGUGGAGACGUCUCAGGACAAUUUACCCAGACUCUUCGCUCCAGGAAGCAUGGCCAGCACAGCUUUCUAACACAACACACAAAAGACAAUCACUCACUAAACACUGCAUGGAAACAGAACCACUGAGUCGGCAAAUGUUGUGCUUCGCCUCAAGUUGUGACGGUAAACCCUAUGCUGUACUUCCACUUAGUUACUGCCACUAAAACAUAAAUGUGUACAAUAUACAGGCUGACUUUAGAGAGAGAUUCUGUACUUAAAGGGUAAUUCUGAUGUUUUUUCUAAAGAUGGGCCUUAUUUUAAAUGUUUUGUUGUUAGCACAAUCAUUAUUUAGCAGAAGUUUGAGAAAAUAUACCAGUACAUCUUUUUUGUUGGCAGCAGUAAAACUGGCUGCAUUGGCUCGGUUAAUUCUCUGAGGCAAAUGGGCCAGGUCAAAGUAUGUAUGCUAAAAGGCCCACGGUCUUCUACACCAUCAGACUCUGUUGACUAAACCCAUGAUUCAAACUCACUGAGCAUGUGAUGUCCAUGUACCACUGCAACCAUAAAUUAAUUUUUGCAAAGCAGUCUGCUGGAGCAAGUAUAAAAUUAAGUAAACAAAAUAUUUGAAAAUAGCGCCCAGGUUUAAAAACCAUCGGAACUCCUUUUUUUACACUGGGUAAACUUUUACCAUCAAUAAGCUAUAAAUACUUAUUGACCUGUGGUAACAAAACACUUGGACUAACAGGGAAGGAUGUACAAUACAUGCAGGCUUUAAUUAUGGAGUGGGACGAUGAAAUGGAUACUGAGGGACAAUGGUUACAAGGAGGAGUGCAUCUGUGUGGCCCUGACUCGUUCAGUAAACAUUACCAGACUGGCUCUGUGCUGUUUUUUCCUGGCUCAGAUAAUGACACCUUACUCUAAAGCAAACCAAAAGUUAUUUAAAGUUACUUUGUUUCAUAAUGUCAGUUUCAUAACCUUCCAGGUGACCAAAAAGUUUGCAAUAUUUACAUUCUUGUAUUUUAAAUUAUUUUAUUACUUCACGUCUGUAGUUUGGAUUAUGAUUUCUAGAAGCAGUGAGCAAAUGCAGAUUCAAAUUUCUCCUCAUAUAUUUCAAUGCUCCCCCUACCAUACAUGAAAGUACUUCCUUUUGUAGUCACUGCUGUCUCUAGAUGCAGAUAAAACGUGUUUUUAACCUGCUGUGGGUUGACAUCUUGUUUUGUGAAGUGAUAUGCCUGACAUACUGCUCUGCCUUUACUACGGCUCAUUUUUUGUCUUUUUUCAGUCUACAGUUGUCCGUGCAGCCUCAGUUCAAGGAAGGCAGAAAAAAGUGCACAGAUAUAUGCAAAAAUCAAUCAAAGCCAAAAUUACAGUGAUGAUUUCCAUUAGAAUAACAUGAUCAAAUUUUAAUUAAGUUCUCUCAGGACUUUGGCCCUGACCAACAUCCAUCCUAUACACACAGAUUUGUUUAUAGAGGGUCAGUGUGCAGUAGUUCUAGGUAGUUGGUGGAGUUAUAAACCUUCUCUGAAGAAGUCUCCCUUAAAAAGCAUUUGUUUUUGACACAUAAUUGAUAAAUUCCAUGUUUUUAGAGGCUGUCUUACACUGGUUAGAAAAAUCAAAGGUGUAACACGCACAUCAGUGGAUAGGGUGCUGGAUCCAAAACGAAAUAGAAGGAAAGGAGAAAAGGUCUGCACACCAAGGACCUCCAAUAUCAGGCGUUUAUUAGCGACCAAGAGAAGUUUCGAGUCAGCGUGCUCUUCUUCAGACUUGGUAAAAACCUGAUAUGGGAGCUCCUUGGUGUGCAGACCUUUUCUCCUUGCCCCUUACACUGGUUAACCUGGUUAGCCAUAAUAAAGCUAUGACCAAUAUAAAUGCUCUGACCAGUUGUCCUGCCAUCCCAAUGUGUCCCUUUUUAAAGUCACUCUUAUUCAUACCCUCACCGAUUAUUUCCAACGUGACUAGAUUGAGGACUCCUACUGCCUAAAAUACCCAAACCACUGACAGAUGCCACCAUAACAAGAUAAAUGUGCAUUCCCAUCUGUCAGUACAUUUACAUGUAUAGUAAAGUUGAGCUACAAUCAUAGCUCGAUUAGGCAAUUUAACUGAACCACUGUACUUGUCUUGGAACACAUGCACAGUGUGAGAAUCCAUGUCCACCUCCGCUGCAGUAGAUGGCAAUAUCUCCUCUUUCAGCUAGUUACUGUUGACCUUCUCCCUGUUUUCCUCUCCAAGUUAGCAAGCAGCUAACACAGUUAUGUGAACAGAGAAAACACUGAAAACUUUCCAGUCAUUUUGGUGAUACACUUUACUUUUGGUACGAAUGAGAUCAACCCAUACAUCUAAUUUUGGCAGUAACCAAAGGAAGAUGCCAAUGGGACUCCUGCAAUGAUUAGCAUGUAUGUUAUUUGACUUAGGGUUCAAAAGCCAUGUGUGGAGACUAAAGAGCAUGCAUAACAUGUGUAGUCCAGAAUGGUCUGAUUAAGUUGUAUACAUGUAAAAAAUAAUACUUAUCUCCAAGUGCAAUAUCUUUGUAUCCUGACAUGCUGGAUAGACUGUUUCAUGUAUCCACUGAGUAGGAUAUAUUCCACAUACAUCUGGGAAACCUCCCAUCCAAAGUGUUUGGAAAGGGCUGGGCUUUUCAAAAAAAUCCCUAAAGGUGAUUGUACAAAUGUCCUGUCAUAUUCAUGACAGGCAAUCAGAGCAACAAUAAAAGAAUGAUGUAGCAGAUAUGCACACCUAGGGUAGUAACCUGAGCUUGACGUACAGGGGCUGUAGUAGUUUAUGAACAGUGUAGCUUGUUUUUGGAUAAAACUCAUGCCAAGGCAGAUUGGGAGAAGAGCAAAAGCAUCUUGUUUGCCAAGAAAAGCUUUCAGUGUGGCUUUUUGCUCUUGUUUUGAUAAAGGAAUGUGGCCCAGGUCUAAUAAAACAGCUGCUAUACUAUAGCUACAUCCAAGCUAAUCACUACAACGGCAGCAGCCGUUGCAUAUACUGACUUACAGUACAAUGAAACCCCUCGAGCAACGAUCACAAACUCAUGCUGAAGCAGGUCGGGAGAAGAGUAAAAACAUCUUUACUAUCAUAGAAUGCUUUCAGUGCUGUUUUAUACCUUUUAUUUAAUAAAAUUAUGUGAUCAAGUUCUGAUAAAUAUGUCACUCUACAUGCUAAACCCUAAAUCUGCUGCAGCCCUUGUUACCCUCUUCGAGUACAUCUAAACACCACUGUACUUCCUCAUUCACUUUAAAUGAUGCUGAUUGGUCAGAAAUCAUUUAAACUAGAGUUUUGCAAGAUGGAUUUGCCUGAUGACGGACAUGCAAUCCAUCUGCUUUGCAAGGUUGCUAUCAUGGUGUAUUAGUCCGACUUUGAAAAAUUCAAUUCAGUAUGGUUUCAGUUGAACUAACAUGUUAAAACUAAAAGUCUGGUGUUAGUCUGACUUCUAACUGCAUGUAAACAUACCGCCUGUUAUGGCCUUAUGACAGACUAGAAAAAAGGACUUUUAGAAAAUGUUUAUCAAAUAUAGAAUACACUUUUGAGUAUAUUUCAGUAACGUGUUAGUGUUGCGCCGACCUUCAGGCAUGUUACUUCACAAAGCAGGUGAUGGGCAGGCAGGGCUCCACUGUGUUACUCAGGAGAAUUUAUUAGCAUGGAGGGAGAAAGCCUGCUUGAUAUUGUAGAUCCAAACAUCUGCUGUUGGCGAUACACUUACACACAUAACUGAUCCCAAACUGCAACGCUGCUGUUGUUGGCUUGUUAACUGUGAAGAGUCUUCCAGUUCAUGAAUCUGUCUCACAGCCUUUAAUGAUGUCAGUUUAAUGACUACAGAUUAAAAUGAAGAAGAGCAAUAACACACACUGUAGAGUUAUGUCAGGAUGAUCUCUGUUGUUCCUGCACAGAGAAUGGUUCAAUCAAUUCAGUGCCAUUAAUUUACUGCAAUUAUUUUCAUGGAAAUUCAUUUAAUAUGACUGUAUGCCACUGGAAUUUGUUAUUUUCUAAUUGUACAUUGUUUUAUUAUAGCAGAGUUUUAUUAUGUAAAUGUAUUCUGUUUUAUGAGAUGCUUUUUUUACUGUUACAAUGAUUAUUCUCUGUUUGAUGCGAUGAAUGACACUACUCCAUGUAACAGUGACAGGUCUGCUGUAAAGGAGGGCAUUAUGCACAGAGACACUGAGUAAAACUGUCUGACUGCUGCUGGUGAAUUAGUCCUUUAAGAAGGCAGUAACAGAUCACUGAGUACAGAUCAGUUAAUCCAGGUCACUUUUAACCAGACUGAGAACAGUUUGAAGCUCCAAACCUCACAGAUCUCUGACAUGUAGAAAAGAAAAACCUGUGUUGUAUAAGUAUUGGCAUUCUUAUACAUGAGGGAAAGCAGCAAUAUGAUAUAACAGGAUUGUAUUUCCAGUAAAUCGGCUCCAGAUGAGGAAUCAUGCAUUAUUUAAAGAUAAUAACAGUGUUUUUACAAUGCUGCUGACUAUUCCCAGAAUGAUGCACCUUGCAUUCACUUGCAUAAAAUAAAACAAAAUAUUUUCUAAGCAUUUAUCUCAUCAUUAGAAGCUUUCUGCCUUUUUAUUUUGGCUUAGUGACAAAAUUAAAAUACUACUAUGAUUGUUAAUUAUAUUCUUUUAACAGAAAAUUCUUUUUUUCCAUAUUUAUGAUGAGAUGCUCAGUGGUAGUUAAGGCAGAAUGCGGAUUUUUAAGUUAAGUAAAUGUUUUAACAAAGGAGUGAAGCAUGUUGAUACUGGAGUUGAAAUAUUGAGUGUGCCAGGUAUUUUUAAAAAAUCAAACCAAGGGGAAACCUUUUUUUUUUAAUAGUGGAAGAUUUUGACUUCUAACAUGUUUUGACUUAACUCUUGAAAUGCUACAUAAAAAAGAUCCCCAAUUACUCUUACAUAUUUUUUUACUGCAAAGCCAGGCUUACUUUCCCCUCUGUGUAACCGCUGACGUCAGUUUCUACACUGUAAAACCGAACAUGUUAAAAACACUCAAUUUUUUUGUUGACACAAGUACUGGAAAUAUUGUUUUAGUAGACUCAAGCUAAGAUAUAUUAUCUUAAACUUUAAUCCCUGAUGAGUUGAUAGAACUAAAAAUAGAGGCAAUAGAUUCGUAAAAAAAUUAAAAAUGCUCACUGAAAAAGGCACAGAAUAGACAGUACUUGUUAGAAGCAGGUACUUAGCCAUUUUUAAGUAAUAUCAACUCAAUUUUACCUGUACAUUUCUAUUUACUUAACAUUUUAAGUUAAACUACAUUGUGGAAACUUUCCUACACUUAAAAAUCCAGUUUAAAUCCAACUCAAAACAACAUGUUUGUGUAUAACCUUGUGUUCCUCAUCCACUACAGUUUUACCUGAUUUGUUUCACAUCAUGUAAUCUUGAACAUUUAUGUCACUAAAGCCCAAAAAACUUUGGUGAUGACAAGUGACACUGAAUGAGACAUGCACACCAGACUAGGAAGUCCUCUUCCAUCAUGUUCAUGUCCAUCAUGUUGUUCUUCUAGGCAGACUUCUCUGACAGAGUCAGUCACUUCAUUCGUGGUGCAAAAGUGUCUUGUGCCCAAAAGCAUUCUGGAAAAUCUGUUCAGUCUGACAAAGAAACGCUCAAAGAUGCAGCAGUUACAAAUAGUGUACUUCCAUAAGAUUCAUAUUGAGGCUGAUCCCCAGCCAUCUGAGUCAGUAACUUCACUCAUGGUGCAAAAGUGUCCAAAGCCCACAAGCUUUCUGGAAAAUGAUGCAGAUUAAGGGAUGAUUAUCAAAUACUUUGAGUAGGAUGACCAAAGAAUACUAAGCUUGAAUGGGUACUAUCUACAUCAACUAAGAAUGUGUUCAGUCAGCACAGAGAAAAGAGCUGAAAUAGCUGUUUUUAAUUUUUGAGUUGACAACACAUUUUUUAACAAUCUUCUUCUGUUCGGUCUUACAGUGUAUAAGGGCAGGGGGACUGGAGUGAAUGUAAGCAUGUUCAUAUCGAAGUAGCUUGAUAAUAUUUUAUAUAAAGAGGUUGUACAGCAGUCAGGCUUGAGGGAAUGGUCAGCAUGAAGUCCAGAUAGAUUUUUUAAUUGUUAAAAAAAAAAACAGAUGCAGAAACACUGCUUUAAUGUUUAAGUCCCAUGUUUUCACAGUUUAUCAUUUUCUCCACCCACACUGAGUUUGACAGAGAGAAAUCACAUGGCACUUUUGUCUCUGUUUAAAUGAUAAUCUAGUUUCAUCAGAUUCACAGUGACACUCCUGUCAGUGAUUUUCACUAAGCCUUUCAUUUCCUCAGCACAGUUAGUGUAAGGUCAUCUCUGCAUAUCAUAAAUCCACUGAUAGUACCGUUUAUAAACGUGCUUCUGUCCCAUAUGGAUGUAAACAUUACUGACUACUGUUAAAAGUUACAGUGGAAAAAUAGAAAUGUGUUACCAGCUGAUAUUUUUAGCCAUGCUAGCAGCGGGGCUCUAGUUACAGCAGAGCUGGUCUGUGGACCACUCUGAUCUAAAACAUCAGGGUCAGACAUUGAUAUGUAUCAUUUAUAAGGGUUGGACUUUGACAGUAACUACUGGCAACCAAUAUAGAUUAAGAAAACACUGUGGCUUACCACAAUUCAAUUGUUUUCUCUUUAUCUCUAGAAGUUAACUAAUUAUCAUGAGAAAAACGGUGAUGUUACUCUGAGAUUAUGAGGUAAAAUACGCUUAAAUCUUUGGCAAACAACCAAAACAUGCUCUGCAGCAUUUCUAUCCUAAUUUGCAAGUUGUCUGAGAGGAUCCUCACAGCUAGCAUGGCAAUAGCUGUCGGCUCUUUGUACCACUGUCCAUAAUUGUUUCAUUUUUCUAUGUAGCAGUCCUCCAACAUCAAACCAAUAUGUACCAUACUUGGUCUAACUGCUGAUGGUUUCACUGUACCUCUCUUUCCUUUCUUUUUUUUUUUUUUUUCUAUUGAACAGCUGCAAACUCUAAACAGUUGUUGCAAUCAGUAUAAAAAAGCAAACGCAAUGUGCCAAGCCUUCUUUCUUCCCUCUGACUUCUUUAGAUGUUCAUUGUAACACUAAACUGUAUUUAAGAUUUACUUCUGAAAAACUGCAUUGGGAACAAAUCAGUAGUAGCUGUGUUUGUAAGGAUGUGUGUUGAGGAUAAAGGCCAUGGGUCAAAAAUAUUGGUCAAUAAAACUAUCAGUGUCUGAGCUUUUUCUCAGAAUCUAGGGGAUCAGGGAUUAAUUUUUGAUCUGGGUUUUUGUUUUACAUCACCAUUAUCCUCUUUAGUAAAUGUCAUUUGUUGAAAUGAGGGGUGAUUGUAAAACUUCCUAGUUUGAUAGUUUGUUCAGUUUGGAUGUUUUAUGAAGCAUGUUAAUGGCAACUUAAACUGCAGUGUCACUGGAAUCAUAAUAUUGAACUUCUGUCGCCUGUGGGAACUCACUUUGUAUUAAUGAUGGCUAUCGCUGUAAUCUUUGCAUUAGUGUAAGCGGGACAGCAGCAUUCUGCAGAAAUACCUCUGCGUCCAUUCAACAUCUCACAUUGUUUAAGUGCCUCAAGCUUUGAUAGUAACAUAGAUGCAAUAAGACAUAUAGAUGAGAUGCUUUAUUUAAGAAUGAAGAGUGUGAAGCAGUGGAAAACCACUGCAGCACAGUAUAUAUUUUUUCCACAAUCUCGGUCAAGUGUGCAGCAUUGGAAAUUACAUGUUUUAUUCUUUUUUUUCUUUGCUAAAAUAUAUUUCCAGGAAUUCUGGUGUUAAAUAUAUGCAAACUAUUAAAAAUAUGUGGAACGAU
Cheilinus undulatus (humphead wrasse) is the source of this 11144-nucleotide messenger RNA. RefSeq names its product RHO family interacting cell polarization regulator 1 (gene ripor1). Bases 237 to 3521 code for a protein of 1094 amino acids. The record is from RefSeq and is a predicted model, not a curated record. The transcript has 24 exons. NCBI's taxonomy places the organism in Eukaryota, Metazoa, Chordata, Actinopteri, Labriformes, Labridae.